This is a messenger RNA of Betta splendens (Siamese fighting fish), 2083 nucleotides long. RefSeq names its product carbohydrate sulfotransferase 10-like. Gene Ontology annotation, biological process: proteoglycan biosynthetic process; carbohydrate biosynthetic process. Gene Ontology annotation, molecular function: sulfotransferase activity. Lineage: Eukaryota; Metazoa; Chordata; Actinopteri; Anabantiformes; Osphronemidae. Bases 209 to 1285 code for a protein of 358 amino acids. The transcript has 6 exons. Gene Ontology annotation, cellular component: membrane. The record is from RefSeq and is a predicted model, not a curated record.
GAGCUCGUGCGUUGGCCCCACCUCGCCGCCAGGGGGCGCUGGCUGCGUCCCUCUAUCGAGUAUGAAAAACGGAUGCAGCGUUAAAGAGCUGACGCUAUGGCAUCAGUAAUUUGUUCCAGAGUUUACCCAACUGUGAAGUAGUUGUAACUCGGUGUCAAGGUCCGAGCGUUGCUGUGUUUUUUAUGGCCGUCGGCUUUUCCAUGAAGCCAUGCGCCACUACUGGCUGCUCCUCGGGGCUUGCGGCUGGGUGCUGCUCAUCCAGAUGAUCGUCACCAAGUUAAUCAACUUCAGAAGCGUAGAUGAUUAUGGGAGGAGGAUCAUCGGACAGAGUGGGACAGUGCCUGUGACCAAGAUGCCCACAGUUGCUCCAACAGAGGCCGCCUGGCAGUCAGUCGUUGACAAGAGAAUCCAGCUGCUCUCUGCUGUGUGUAAGAACGGAAGCCUCACAAAUCUGACUCAUGUCUCCAUCAACAAGUUUGUCCUGGACCGCAUCUUUGUCUGCGACAAACAUAGGAUCUUGUUUUGCCAGACGCCCAAAGUGGGCAACACUCAAUGGAAGAAGGUUCUCAUUGUUCUCAAUGGAGCAUUCUCCACUGUGGAGGACAUCCCAGAAAACCUUGUUCAUGAUCAUGAGAAAAAUGGCCUACCGCGCCUCUCAUCAUUCACACCACAGGAAAUAACUCACAGAUUGAGCACCUACUUCAAGUUUUUCAUUGUAAGAGAUCCGUUCGAGCGCCUCAUUUCUGAAUUCAAGGACAAGUUUGUGAAAAAUCCUCGCUUCGAGCCUUGGUACAAGCACGACAUUGCUCCGGCCAUCAUCCGCAAGUACCGGAAGAACCAACGUAACAGCGACCUCACUGCCUCCGGCCUGCACUUCGAGGACUUUGUGCGUUACCUGGGCGACGCAGAAGGGCGUCGACGCAUGGACCGGCAGUUCGGCGAGCACAUCAUCCACUGGGUGACGUACGCAGAGCUGUGCGCGCCGUGUGAGAUACACUACAGCGUGGUGGGCCACUAUGAGACGCUGGAGAAAGACGCCCCCUACAUCCUCAAAGCAGCAAACAUAGACCAGCUGGUGUCCUACCCAGCCAUUCCUCCAGGCAUCACCCACUAUAACAGGACCAAGGUGGAGCACUAUUUCUCAGGCAUCAGCAAGCGAGACAUUAAGCGUCUGUACGAACGUUACCAGGGUGACUUCCAGCUCUUUGGCUACCAAAGCCCAGACUUUCUACUGAACAAAACUAUAAAUGAUCCUAAAAAUAUUAAAUCGUCUCAACAUCUUUGAUUUACAAAGACGGGUGUAUUGUAGCUCACUGUGCGCCGCACACAAACCUCAAAGGCUUGUAUGCAGCAGAUGGCGCACUGCAAUGGCUCUGAUUGUUUUAGACACUUUUUGGUGUAACUAUCAAGUUGUUGCUAGGACUAACAAGUACUGCCUAAUGUAUUUAACUGUGCUUUCUUGAGGGGUAGAGCUGUAACUGGCAAAUGAUGUGAAGCUCUAGUGCAAUGAGGAGAUGAGGCAGGUUGCCCCAAAAUAAACAAGUACAUGCAACACAGAGGAUUUAGCAAUGAAAAAAAUCUUAUUUUGUUGAUGGUGUGGAGUCGAAGGUUCAUUUUACAGCUCAACUACUGGUGGAGAACAAGUUAUGAACCAAUAUUUAUUGUUUGUCUGAGAUCCUCGUUUCAAAAAUGUACUGAGCAAUACUGGUACAAAGUUGCAUGAGCAAUAUCAAAACGGUCAAAUACUGAACUUAAUAAUAAACGAAGGCGUUGCUCGUGUUCCCAUUCAUACUGUAGCUUUUGCUUUGGGUGUUCUGCCUUUUUUACUCCAUACGUCCAGCUGUUAUUGCACUAGGAGCGUCAAAGGGUGUUGGCACUGAUUUAUGAAAUUUUACUUUUUUUUUUUUUUUAAAUGUGUGUAUAUGUUCUUAACCUGACUUGCAACUCAACAUUUGUACUACGUGUUGUUAUUUAUAUUAUUAACCUGCAGAAUGUCUGAGUUGUAGGACGGCACUGUCUUUUGAGUGAGUGGUUUUCAUAGGGUGACGAGAGCAAUUGGUAAUAAACUCCAAUGCGAAAUCAA